AGUCAACAGUGUGUCCUUGAUAGCACAGGCAGGUCGGUUAGCCUAGCUCCAAUUUGACCACCAGCAAUCAAUCUAAAGGACUUCUAUAGUGGAAAUCGAGGAUUCAGACCCAAAUAUUUCAGGAAAUCGCAACUUGGCAUCAAGCUAGAGACUCCGGCGUGGUAAAUAAUGGCGUUUUUAAUCAAAAGUAUGGUGGGGAACCCAUUGAAAGGAAUGGGACUUGGAGGAGGAGAUGAAAAGGCUGAAGAGGAGACCCCUAAAGACCCUGCUGCCGCCGCCGGGAUGACUCGAGAAGAAUAUGAGGAGUACCAGAAACAGCUUGUGGAGGAGAAAAUGGAAAGAGAUGCAGAUUUCUUGCACAAGAAAGCAGAGAGGGCGACUCUGAGGGUCUGUCUAAGAGAAAAAUACAGACUUCCCAAAAGCGAGCAGGACGAGAACAUGCUGCAGAUGGCCGGAGACGAUGUGGACGUUCCUGAAGAGCUACUGAAGAUGGUGGAUGAGGAUGCCACAGAAGAAGAGGAGAAGGACUCCAUCAUGGGCCAGAUUCAGAAUCUACAAAACAUGGACAUGGAUCAGAUCAAAGAGAAAGCCAGCGCUACGUUGACAGAGAUGAAGUCCAAGGCCGAGGAGAAAUGUUCUGUCAUGUAGGGGUUUAACAAACUUGCGCAUUUCUACACACAACAUUAACAACAACAAAAAAGGUCAGGAUUUUGAUUUGGAGGAGAUUUGAGGAGAAAAAAAAUGUGCACUGCAAAACAAAAAAAGGCUUUUCUUACCUGAAGUUUUUGUCUUGUUACUAUAUAGUGCAAAUAUCUAAAAUUAAGAAGCAUUUUUAGACAAGUAAUGUUUUCAGAAACAAUGUCAAAUUCUUAUCCCGAGUUCAGACUGCAUGAUUUUAGCCCCUAAUUUUGACUUGCCAAGAGUUUUUGAGAAAUCGCAGACAAAUGACUGAAAUCACAAGCAAAUCGGUGCUCUUUCACGUAAGUAACAAUCACACAGUGUGAACUAUCAAAGAUCUGAGAGAAUCGCUGAUGAGUUGCACAACGCCCGUGAGAUAUUUGGCAUGCUAAACAUCUGGAGCUGUCGGCUAUUCAAAUCAUGCUGUGUGAAAUGUGUUCUGAUUGAAAAAUAACAUCCACGAUCACCUACAGCCAAUGAGAGAGCAGCAUCCACUAGUAAGAAUAUCUGCAGGCCAACGGGAGGAUGGGGGAGAAGUUAAAAAUGCUUCUUUUCGGUCUAUUUGGACGCAAGAAAUGGAGGAAAAACUAGUAGAAAUUUGGCAGAGGCACCCAUGCCUGUUUGAUGUGUUAUCUGAGCUAUAUCACAACCGGGUCAAGAAAAAAAAAAGUUGUGGAGAAAUUGCUAAUUCCCUUCAAUAGCCAGGUGAGGCUGAGCACAACAAGUACAACAGUUUCUACCUCACUAAAGGCUUCUUUCUCAUUGUGUAAUUAUUAACAAAGUAUAUACUACGCGACCUCACAUUGUUUCCAUGUCACUUCUCACUUGUGUUUGAUUGUAAGACGUAGUUUGUUGGUCGAUUCUACCUGUUGUAAAGCCAUGCAGUGUGAAACCUGUCACCGAUCCAUCCUACAGUGUAAACACAGCAGCGAACGAAUGCUACCCCAGAUUGUCAUGCAGUGUGAAAACAUCUGUGACGCAACUACUUUGAAAAUCGUGCUGUCUGAACUCAGCGUUAGGGUUUUUGUCUUCUUUCUAGUACAAAUAUCUAAAAAUUCUUAAGCAUUUUUUAGAUAAUGUUUUCAGAAACAAUGUCAAAUUCUGCUAAAAAAAUGCAGAAGCAUAUAUUGAGAAGCAUUUUUAGACAAGCAACACUUUAAAAAAUAUGUUUGCUAAUUGUUCAAACUAAUUUAUGAGUUGAAUAAAUGAUUUUUGGGGGCGUUUUUGAGAACUAGAUUGUUUAAUGUUUAAUCAACUUAAAUUUGUAAAAACAGUUGAGUUAACUCGACUAACUUAAUCGAUUUGAGUUGGGACAACAUGAAGGAAUUGUGUGGAACCCAUCAUUUUUUUACAUUGAUGUUUUUAGAAACAAUGUCGAAUUGAAGUGUGUUUUUCCUGAAAACAAUCAAAAACAAAAGUAAAAAGAAUUAGUUUUAGUUUAAAAAGUUUACUUUGCUUAAACUCACUUUUUAGCUUGUUUUAAGAAAAAACACAUUUAAUUUUGACUUCUUAUUUCUAAAAACAAUGCAAUAAUAUUACUUCAAAUCAAAUCACUUUUAUUGUAAUGUAAUGUGUGCUAUGAUGAGUGAAAAGUUUAGGUGAAAAGCUUGUCUACACUAAAAAAA
This is a messenger RNA of Danio rerio (zebrafish), 2303 nucleotides long. RefSeq names its product complexin 4a (gene cplx4a). The record is from RefSeq and is marked provisional. Gene Ontology annotation, biological process: neurotransmitter transport. Gene Ontology annotation, cellular component: synapse. Lineage: Eukaryota; Metazoa; Chordata; Actinopteri; Cypriniformes; Danionidae.